UCGAUGUAACCUCCAGGCGAGCUCCGUAGGUUCUCGGUAUAUAGGUAUUCUUCGUCAGAGCGUGUUCUGCACUCUCAACGCCAACAUCCGGUCAUUUACCACCUUUUCUUCGAUCUACUGUGUCUCAUCACUGAUCUUCGCCGACCAUGUCGAGCCCGCCGCCUACGCCCCCUCCAAGCUCUAGUCGAGCGACGUCUCCCAAUAGGUCCCUGCGCUCCCGUAUGGGCACUGCGGUGCGUCGUAGCUCGACUGGGCUGUUCACCCGGGCGACCUCUGCGGUACGCAAGUCGGACUCGAAGAGCGACCUGAAGAACGAACUCAAGGUCGACCCUACGCCUUCUCCGAGCCCGCCCGAGAACAUGCCCAGUCCUGUCGCCGAGUCUCCUGCUCGAGAAGCAGCUGCGACGGAGCCUGAGGGUACUGGUGCACAGGGACUGCCUGGGUCCUCGCCUUUAGCUAACCCUCCGAUUGGACCUCCCAGCGCGGGCGCAGAGCCCUCCAUUGCUCAAGUCAUUGAGCCCACGCAGGCUGCCGCUGGUCCACAGCCCAUGACGACCGCCCCUGCAUCACCUCCACCUCCGGACCCUGCAAGUGCACCAGAACCAGCACCGGUGCCCGCGCCCGCACCUGCCCCUGCUCCGGAACUAGCACCAGUACCCGCACCACCGUCCGUACCAGCGGCAGCCCCUGCGCCUGCGCCUGUCGUGGCUCCUGCUCCGAUUGCCGCACCUGCUCCCGCAACAGAGGUGCAGACUGCAGUGGUUGCAGAUAGCCUUGUCGAGAGCCCAGAGAGUCAGCAAAUGCCGCUCCCGAUGGUCCAAGGACCUAUGGGACCUGCCAUCGAGAAGCGAGGUCCCGACUACUUCGCUUGGGGCGACGACGACGCGCUCAAUCCCAACUGGAAGGGGAAAGCGUACGCAACACCCCAGCCACCCGCGCAGCCUGCUUCUGCUCCCGAGGCCGUAGUCGCCGUCGACCAAGGGCAUGCAGACGCUGUCCCUCCUCGGGCUACCGACGCCCAGGCGUUCACGUGGAAGGACGACAUGGUGAUGCCGACGCGGCGUUCGAACACGAGCAUCGCUACCGGGGAGUCUGCGCCCCAGACGGUCUCAUCAGAGCCCCCUCGUACUGGUGGGCUGUCGAAUAAGCCGAGCAAGUCGUCCAUGGCGUCGUCUUAUGGUCAGGUCAUCGUCUCUCCGGGCAGGCGACGGGUGUCGGUCUCGAUGGACCCCAGUGACGGAGAUGUCCGACGUGGACGCAGUCCUGGACCUAGCGUUCGUAUCGCCAUCGAAGACCCCUUCGCCGAUCCUGCUGAGGACUCGCCGACUACAACCACCAGCAAGCUCUACGUGAAGCGGACGGCGUUGUCUCCCAUUGAGAGCAUCAACUCGCCUGCUCCUGAUAUGCCUGUGCCGAUCAGAUUCCCGUUGCCGCCACAGCAGGAUGUCAUUGGUGUAAACAGGAAGCCUCGAGGCAAGACCUCAGGCUACAGCCUCGGCAAUGAACGGGGCACGGUUGUAGAAACCGAGACACGACGUGAUGUGGACGAACGCGCACCCCUCUUGCGGCCUGCCAGCGCCGGCUCAAGCGGCACCGUCAAAGGAUACGCCGCAGCCAAGACGCACGUCUCCUUCCCCAUCCCAGAGGUCGCGCCCACAACCGCCAACACGCUAGUCAUCGGCAUGUCCGGCUGGAUAGAGCACAUGCUCCCUGAUAAUUCCUCGUACUACGUCCACGUCGAGAAGCGGAUCGUAGUUGACGCCGAUCUGCACAACCCGACCAAGCUCCAGGCCGUCACGGAGUACGUGAACAGCAAGCUCCCUGAGGAUGCGGCGAUGCCCCCUGAGGGAUGGGAGCUCUGGCUUAGGGACGCACGUCCGAAUGGGCAGGACCUCCAACUUGUGCAGACGUGGAUCAACCAUAGGGUGCAUGUGCUGUCUAGCGAGCCCCCUGCGGCUGCCGUACCUGAUCGCCUCAGGGAUGACGACCGUCUGGACAUGCAGUACCGCUACUGGUCCUACGUGGAAUCGCACCCGGCGCAUGUACCUCUCACCUCCGAGAGCCGUGCAGAAGCGGUGGAAGUCCUCAAGUGGUCGUACACAGAAUACCUCUUGCCUGGCGCUCAGAGACCUACGCCGCCGCCGUUCUCCCCGCAGGAGUGUCAGGAGCUGAUGGGUCUUCUCCACUCAUUCAACGAGGACCCUACGGACGUGUCCUUGGUUCAGAAUCGCAUCGUUGCUCGUGUUCUGCUCCGUGUCGCACAAUGGAGGCAGCACCACUUCCGUCCUGACAAACCUCUGCCACAAGUCGCAUUGACGGGAGGUAGUGCUCACCGAUGGCGUCGACGCACGCCUCUGAGCCGCACCGCCGUGGACUUCCUCAUCGCCUGUCUCUGCCUCGGCUUGCCCUACUUCUUCACCGACCGCUCCCGUCAUCGCCGAAUUGACGUCGAGAGUGGCGUCCGCAGCGCCGGUCCCAUACUCAUCAUCGGUGCAUGUGCCUGUUUGCUGGCUGCCGUCGUCUUAAGCGCGUCGGUGACGUUCAUCUCACUGCCUGGGUUGGACGAUACCUGCCGUAUAGCUGGCUUCGUGGCUAUAGCGCUCUCGGCCUCCAGUAUGAUUUCGGCCGUAAUCGCGCUCUUCCGGUACAAGACGGAGGUAGAACAUCCAGUGAUUCACGUAGGUGGUGAAGGGCUCCUGACCAUAUCGAGACGAAGUGUGGUGAUGUCCCUUCCUCUGGUCUUCCUCGUGUGGGCUAUCGCCGCGUUCGUCACUGGCGUCGUGCUGUAUCUCACCCGCGAGGUGACCACAACAGCAAGCAUCUCUGUCGUGUAUCCGAUCGAAAGCCAGACACACUGGAUGACUGUAGGAAUAUUAGGAGGUGUGGCGGGCGCCCUGUGUGUAGCUGUGAUGAUGGCUCGCUAAGGCGCUGGUUUGAAUGUAGGCAUAUCUAUUCGAGCUACUGUACAAUACUGCUACCUUGUAUCCCUUUGUACUGGAUAUUGCGUAACGUAAUCACGAGCAUAUUGAUCUACGUGUACCUGGA
Molecule: messenger RNA, 3045 nt
Organism: Rhodofomes roseus
Lineage: Eukaryota; Fungi; Basidiomycota; Agaricomycetes; Polyporales; Fomitopsidaceae
Exons: 10
Coding region: 147-2924 (925 amino acids)
Source: RefSeq, a predicted model, not a curated record